AUGACAGAAAUGGUACAUGGUUCACGUGUUGCAUCUAUCGAACCUGUUUGGCAACGAGAGAUCUUUAACGCCCGAAACCCACCAAGAAUAACUUGUCCACAUCUAGAAUUCGAAGAUGUGCCACUUGAACCUCCUUAUUCCAAAGGUUCUAUGGUCUUGGACCCAAACAACGUGGUUGAACGACCAUUCUUUUUCAGUCAAAAACAAAUAAACUCCCUUCGAAAACAGCUUCCACCACACCUCGCCCAGAACUGUUCACAAUUUGAUUUACUCGCUGCUUGUCUCUGGAAAUGUCGUACGCUGGCUCUUAACCUAAACAAAAAUGAAGUUGUUCGCUUUUCAUGCUUAACAAGUAUACUUAGACAGAAAAAUGAGAUGAAAAAAUUAGGUUUUCCAUUGGGAUACUACGGCAACGCGUUUGCAUACCCAGCAACAGUUUCGAAGGCCGGAGUUUUAUGCGAAUGUUCGUUGGGGUAUGCCGCAGAGUUGAUCAAGAAAGUGAAAGACCAAGUGAACGCUGAGUACAUGAAAUCGGUUGUGGAUCUUAUGCAUCAUUUUUUGCCGGUAAUAGCAAGGUUUUUUGUCAGCAUAAUUCCGAAACGCGCCGGCAAAAGCUCUGUUUCUUGUAGUAAUAGUAAUCUUUUGCAGUCUCAUUAUCGUUCAUUUUAA
Molecule: messenger RNA, 669 nt
Organism: Humulus lupulus (European hop)
Lineage: Eukaryota; Viridiplantae; Streptophyta; Magnoliopsida; Rosales; Cannabaceae
Product: alcohol acyl transferase 1 allele GSd-like
Exons: 2
Coding region: 1-669 (222 amino acids)
Molecular function (GO): acyltransferase activity, transferring groups other than amino-acyl groups
Source: RefSeq, a predicted model, not a curated record